Molecule: messenger RNA, 6191 nt
Organism: Musca vetustissima
Lineage: Eukaryota; Metazoa; Arthropoda; Insecta; Diptera; Muscidae
Product: ATP-binding cassette sub-family C member Sur-like
Exons: 21
Biological process (GO): transmembrane transport
Cellular component (GO): membrane
Molecular function (GO): ATP hydrolysis activity; ATP binding; ABC-type transporter activity
Source: RefSeq, a predicted model, not a curated record
CGUUACCGCCCAGAUUACUUAGAGGAUUAUGAUAAAAUCGGUUACAAACAUACGCUGGCCACAUUUUAUUCAAAGGCCUGCUUUUGGUGGCUAACUCCCUUGCUGUGGUUUGGUUACAAAGAACCCUUGGAAUUGGAAGAUUUGGGUCAAAUGCGAGUGGAGGAUAGUGCGAGGGCACAUUAUGAUCGUUUUUUGCUGAUUUAUAAAACAGAAAAAGUGAAACAUUCGGACAAGCCUCCCUCAUUGUGGCUGUGCUAUUUGAAAAACAGUUGGCGGAUGUUCACUUUGGGUGGUCUCUUAAAAUUGUUCGGUGAUUUAUUUGCGGUGAUUGGCCCAUUGGCUAUACAGCAAAUUGUGCAAUAUAUCGAAAUCAUGUAUAGCAUGCAUUACGACGACGGCAACAAUCGACCGGGCUCUGAUGACCAUCAGCAACAAGGAGGCAAUAGCAACAACAAUAUAAAAAGAAGCAUUAGAAGUAACCAGGCCAUUAAUGCCACAAAAAUGGCCCAAAAGGCAAUCAAUGUCGUAACUGUAGCAGCAUUCGAUGCAGCAACAGCAUCGGGAUCCAAUUGGCUGCCAAAUACAAUGUGUCCAGAAUGUGCAACAAGAGAUUCAGCCUGGAUGCUGCCCAGUUACGACAACUUAGAUAACAACUACAAUGAUUUUGGAAAUAUUAAUACCGAUGUGUAUAAUCAAAUUGCCAAUGGUAACGAUUAUAAUGCAACCACAAUGCCUUAUGCUUCUCUUUCAGCUGCUGGUGCUUCUUCGUCGUACGCCUCCUCCUCGUCCUCCUCAUACGCUUCGUCGUACUCCCCCAUGGCCAUGGAAGGCAUAACAAGUGAUAGUGAAGUGGAAAUUUACUAUGCCACAUGGUCUGAUUUAGUAACGAAUGGCUGGUGCAUUGCUUGGCUGGUACUGUUGGCUGCCCUGGCCCAGGGUGCCUUGUCACAGGCAUCAACGCACAUACUUAAUAUGACAGGGAUUCGCAUCAAGACAUCACUGCAGGGUCUCAUCUAUCGUAAAACACUAUUGUUAAAUUCAGCAUACAUUGAAACAAAUGCCAGCCACUCCUCCGCCUCGACUUCCUUCGCCAGCAGCAGUCCAGGCAACUCAAUGGCAGCUACGAGGCCAAAUGACUUGCAACAAUCGAAUGGUGAUAAUCAUUGUAAAUCGGAAAAUGGUGUGAAUAGUAAUUGUACCACUACCACCACGACAGCGUCAAAGACUAAUGCAAGUAGGUCAGAUAAUGAUAGUCUCAUCAUUGAUGAUUCUACCAAUGCCGAGGAUAUAAAUUUACCAACAACAACAACGACAUCGAAGGAUAAUAACAAUGUUGUAAAGCCGAAUGACAACAACUCACUAAAUGACAUUGGAGCCAUAACAAAUUUAAUGUCUGAGGAUACAUUAAAUAUAAUGUCCUUCUUUUGGAUUGCUCACUACGUUUGGGCCAUACCAUUGAAAAUUGGCGUCGUUAUGUAUUUGCUGUACUUGAAGUUGGGCAUAAGCGCUGUAAUUGGUUCAUUUGUUUGCAUUUUAACAAUGACUCCAUUGCAGUUUUUAAUUGGCAAGGCUAUGUCUCAAAAUGCUGAAGUAAUGGCGAAAUUCACCGAUAUACGUUUAAAGAAACUACACGACUGUUUUAUGGGUAUCAAAUUAAUCAAACUAAAUGCGUGGGACAAUGUUUUCAUAACAAAAAUAACCGAAGCCCGUAACAAUGAAUUGAAAUACUUAAAUAAGGAUUCAUUUUAUUGGACUUUAAUGACAAUUUUAACCCACAUCUCCUCGGUGCUCAUUACCUUUGUUACCUUGGCCGUUUAUGUUUAUUACGAUAGUAAUUCGGAAAUCACGGCCAGUCGUUUAUUUUCCGCUUUGGCAUUGUUUCAACAGUUAACCGUACCCCUGCUCAUUUUCCCCAUUACCGUGCCCAUUAUAUUGUCGGCCAUUGUUUCCACGAGGCGUUUGGAAAAAUUCCUCGCUGCCCAUGAAAUACAAAAACAAUUCGAAGGAAUACGAAAUAUGGCUAGAAUUCUAAGUAAAAGUGAUGCUUCGUUGGAUAUGUAUGAGGUGAAAUCGAAAUCGUUGCCAACGAAUAUCACCUUGAAAACGGUUAGUGAACAGGUGAAUUCCAAGGCGACGGGGAAGCCAAAUAUUAAAAUCUAUAUACCGGAUAAACCGGCACCGUUGGCAAAUUCCGAACCACAGACGCCAUUGAUUGUAUCCGAAAACAAAGAAAUGAUGGAAUUUCCGGUGGAUCAUAAAAAGUUGUCGUCACAUGCACGUAAGGAGCUGCUAAGAAAUACACCAUAUGUGGUAAUAAGACCACGUAAAAAUCUAACAACACAUGGACAACAGGCACAAAUUAAAGCAGGACAUCGUACAUCACAUCAUCGUACGGGGAAGACCGAUUCAUGGCAUCGUGAUUCAUUGCUUUUAAAAAUGCCCGAUGACAUUGCUGUCUCCGUGAAGAAUUGUAAAUUCUCAUGGAAUCCUCAAGGCACCACCACCAUGUUGUAUAUCCGGGAUUUUGUUGUGCCCCGCGGCAAGCUAACAAUGAUUGUUGGCAAAAAUGGUAGUGGCAAAUCGUCGCUGUUAUCGGCAUUGCUAAUGGAAAUGCCAUUAAUAUCGGGCGAUAUGAUAUGGAAUAAGUCAUCAACAAUUGCCUUUGUACCGCAACAACCAUGGCUGCUGAAUGCCAGUAUACGUGAAAAUAUUCUAUUUGGCGAAUCAUUUCGACCGAAACGUUAUGACUUUGUGUUGGAUGCCUGUGCUCUAAAGCCGGACAUAGAUUUGAUGCCAGCGGGAGAUUUAACUGUUAUCGGCGAGAGAGGCAUUAAUUUGUCGGGUGGCCAAAGGCAACGUGUGGCAAUUGCCAGAGCCUUGUAUUCAUCGGCCAAUGUGGUGAUAAUGGAUGAUCCCUUAUCAUCGCUGGACAAUGAAGUGGCCCGUCACAUUUUCGAACAGAGCAUUAAGAAGAUGCUGCUGAAAGCCAAUCGCACUGUCAUUUUGGUGACACAACAAUUAAAUCUGGUACAACAGGCGCACAAUUUAAUUGUAUUGAAAGAUGGUUGUCUUCAGGCAUCCGGCAGCUAUAAGGAGAUCGCAGCCACUCAUCCACACAUAAUCGCCAAAUGGAAUUCAAUAAUUGCAAAAGCCAAUGAAAAGGAACAACAAAACAACCCCAACGAAAACACCGCUUUAGGCCGCACAGCCCGUGAACGUUGGAAAUUAUUUAAAAAUGUUUCGAAAUUGGGUUUAUUGCGUUCCACCUCCUGUACAACACAACAAUCCACCGGAUCUACAACGGAGAGCAAUGGAGGAGGUGGCAAUGAUGCCAUUGAUAUGGCAACGGAAAUGAAAGCAACUUCUGCCGAAAAUAUAUUGGCCGCUGACAACGAAGAUGACGAGUACACAAUCAUGCCAGCGACCUCUUCAAUGGCUUGCAAUUCCGGCUUUAAGCUAUCCCGCACACCAUCUGGUUUCUACAGUUCUCGACAUUUAAUCUAUGACGUCCCACUGCCUCUGGAUGAAUGUCAACUUGAAGGAGUACCGUUGCGACGUCGUCGACGUACUGGUAGUGAUACCUUUCGCAGUGGUCAUAGACCCAGUUCUCGAACCUCAAGUCGCCUCAGUAAUAUCAGUAACACCCCAACCGAAUUACGCAGAAGUUUACUUACCGAUAGUGUUGGCAGUGCUGUAAGUUAUAUGACAAAUUUAAGUAGUAGUGAAGAGGCACCAUCACGUACCCAAUCAUGGCAACCCGUGGCACCGAUGAGCAAACAUCAACCAUUGACCAAGAAUGUUUCAGCACCACCAGCAUUUGUAGAAAAUGGUGAAGGUAAAGAUGAAAUCGAUGCGGCUGAAUCUCCUUUGGAAACGGGUAAUGGUUUUCAACAAUUCCUUAGACGUAUGACUAUGCGUAGAUCGAAUAAAUCGAAAACGGUUGCCCCGGCAUCACAUCAUCACAGGCCCAGGCCUGGUAGUGGAGAUACAGCUAUUGUGAGCAUCUCGGAGGAAUCGUCUGGCAUAGCUGGUUCAUCAGUGCCAUCCAUUGAAUUGAGCUCAGUGCUAACGGAUGCAACUGAAACUGAGACGGAAAGUUGGAUUGCCGGUAUUGAAAAUGAGGAAUCCAUUCAAGAGGAAAUAUAUAAUGAAGCUGAUUAUGUAAUUGAGCGAUGCGAUGAAGUGAAAAUGGAAUUGCCUACAAUGUCCAAGGAAAAAACCCUAUCGGAAAUGGAAUAUUUGAAGGCAAUAUAUAUGGAAAUCAAAAAGUUGAUUCCAAAAAAUUCAAAUGUGGAGUUUUCUGAAGAUAUGUUCUACAAAUUGAAGCGUAUGGAGGACAUAUACUUUGAUGUAAAGGAGGAGCUGUGUAAUAAGCUGGAAUCCUCCAAUGAUAUUUUGGUGCCCCCGGCAAGCCCUCACUAUGGAGGGAAUUUAUUCGCAAGAGGCAAUGAUGGUGACAGUCCACUAGUGCAGCAGAAACAAAUAGAAACCUUGCAGUUUAGCGAGGCUGGAUCUAUGUGCCAGCUGAAGAAAAAGGAAGAUGACGGCACCGAUCUUGAAAAACAGGAACAAGAAGUCGAUUUACAGACUGAGGAGGAGUAUUGUGAUGUUUACUCCAUAGACGAAGAAAUUCCUGAAGAAAGCAAUGUAGAAGAAAAUAGUGAUGUUGUCUACAUGAAUGUAAAAUCCAAGAAAGAAGUGAUUUUUAGAAUGGUGAAGGCGCAUAAGAAAACAGCAAAAACUGUAGUCAAAAUGGAAAACGAAGAAGAAAGCCUCAAGCCAGUCGAACGUUUACAUCGUCGCGGGAAAAUACCUCCGGUUAACGAAGAUUGGAAAGAGAAAAGUUCUAACAAAAACAAUAGCUGGAUAAUGAAAGCAAUAGAUGAAGGUGGAGGAAAUUCUAAUGGAGGCUAUGUCAAUAUUGACUAUAAAGCUUUGUUGGCAAACAAUGCGAAUCACAUGGAAAAACAUGCCGACAAUACCGGAGUUACAACUACAAGCAAUAUCAACAACAAUAACGCAGCCACCACCAACAUGUUGGCCACCAAUGUUACCACUUUGCGAGAUGAUGCAGCAACACCACCAACAAAAACAACAUCAACUGAAAUGCCCAAUUCCAACGAAUUAUACUCGGCCAGGCAGCCAACGGCAGCGGUAGUGGCAACUGGAGGUAGCGGUGGUGGUAGUAGUAAUGGUGCAUUGCUGGUGCAGCAACAUAAAGCGAUAACAUCCGUAAAUAUAUCCGCAAUGCAACAAAUGGGUGUCCACAAUUACGCAACAACCGGCCGUGCCACCACUACUGCCAUUGCUGAUGAUAUGGAAAAUCUGUUCGCUGGCCCUUCAUCUCCGACCAACAGCAGUACGCAUCACGAAGUCACGUAUUAUUUCCACAUUUAUGCCAUAAUUUCCUGCGUAUGCAUAGUCAUGGCCAUGAUAUCGACACCGGCCGGUCAAUGGGCCGGCUGUAAGGCCCGUCGCAAUUUACAUGAAAAACUUCUGCAGUCAAUUAUGCACAAAUCGUUGCAUUUCUUUCAGGUCACACCAUUGGGUCGUAUCAUGAAUCGCUUCAGUAACGAUAUGGCUAUCAUUGAUAAGAAAAUCGCCGCCACUAGCCAACGUUUACUGCAGUUCACUUUGUUAUGCGUGUGUGCCAUUCUAAUCAAUAUUAUCAUCACUCCCUGGUUUAUAGUGGUCACUGUGCCAGUGUGUCUGGCCUAUUAUGUUAUACAGAAGUUUUAUCGUUGUUCAUCCAGGGAAUUGCAGCGCAUUGAAAAUGCAACCAAUACACCGGUUAUAUCCCAUCUAUCCGAAACGAUACAAGGUGUUACCACAAUACGUGCCUACAAUCAGGAAUCACGUUUCACGGAAAUAUUAUUUCGACGAUUGGAAGAAAAUACGAUUGCAUUCACGAUACUCAAUACCAGCAAUCGUUGGUUGGGCAUAUCAUUGCCAACAGGAGGCGUUGUCCUGCAAGAAUAUCUGCCAACCCCCUUGUUGUUCUAUUUCGAUCAUGACCUCAAUUCGAGACAUGUUGUACUAAAGGUUUUGGCGUGUGUAUUCCCCUGGUUCUCUGAACCAGUCUCGUUCUUCCUGCUAACCGAGUGUCAUCUGGGUACCUACAAUUUUCGAGCAUCGCGAGUUACCCAUCUGGCUACGUCGUUAGCCUGUUCUAUAAUUGUGUGGGAUGUAUU